Molecule: messenger RNA, 2438 nt
Organism: Syzygium oleosum
Lineage: Eukaryota; Viridiplantae; Streptophyta; Magnoliopsida; Myrtales; Myrtaceae
Product: U-box domain-containing protein 38-like
Exons: 1
Coding region: 287-1891 (534 amino acids)
Biological process (GO): protein ubiquitination
Cellular component (GO): cytoplasm; nucleus
Molecular function (GO): ubiquitin-protein transferase activity; protein binding
Source: RefSeq, a predicted model, not a curated record
UUAUCUCCUGACGACAAUGUCAAAUGUCGAAUGAUAGACAAAGCAAAGCCGCCAUUACAGCCCCGCACGCCCUCUCUCUCUCUCUCUCUUCAUUUCAUCCCCUCUCGAUAAACCACGAGCACCACCCGAAGCACGCCUUCCGUUCCUCUUCAUAUCUUCCCAAAGCUUGAUGACGACCCUCUCGAUCCGCCGAUCCUUCGAAGACCCCAUGUUCAUCCUUUACAGUAACGCUUGACACCCCACUUCGUCUUCUCGAAUUCGACAGCCGAGCUCGAGCUUCUGGGAGAUGGGCGGCAAUGGCAAGUACAAGUGGCGGCUCUCGUUCUCUCGCUCGGCUUCCCCUUCGAAGCCCGAUCCCCCGAAGGAGUUCCUGUGCUCCAUCGCGGGCUCCCUGAUGGCGGACCCCGUGGUCGUGUCCUCCGGUCAGACCUUCGACCGCGUCUCCGUCCAGGUGUGCCGGGACCUGAGCUUCGCGCCGGUUCUUGAAAAUGGGUCGGAGCCCGACUUCGAGACGUUCUUCCCCAACUUGGCUAUCAAGUCAACAAUCCUCCGCUGGUGCGAGAAGUGGGGCGUCGAGCGCCCGCUCGCGCUGGAUUACACCGCCGUGGAGAAGGCCGUCCGUGCGAAGAUGGCGGCCCGGCAGCAAGAGGAAGGUGAUGGCGGGGGGCUUAUCAGGGUUUCGGAGAGGGAGCUGCUGAAGAACGUGGCGGGGAACCCGCCGUUGACGUACAAGCACGCGGCGAGCGAGUUGACUCGCCGGGUUGACCGGUUCUGCUCGAGCUCGUCGGAGGAGUCGGUGGUCAUUGCGGCCAGCCCAGAGACUCCUCUGCCUCUCAAGACUCGCCCCUGUUGCUAUUCCUCCUCCUCCUCCUCGUCCUCGGAAUUUCAAGAAAUCGAAAACCCUACGCAAACCCUAGCCCCGAUUUUAAGCUCUCAAGAAGAGGAAUUGUUGUUGAAGCUGAAGAGCAGCGACAUCUUCGAGCAAGAACAGGCGGUUAUUUCGCUGAGAAAGAUCACUAGAACACAGGAACAUAGGAGGUCCGCUCUUUGUACUCCAAGAGUGAUCUCUGCCCUUAAGCCGCUUCUUGUUUCCAAGUACUGCAAUGUACAGGUGAAUGCUGUGGCUACGCUGGUCAAUUUAUCACUCGAGAAUUCGAACAAGGUGAGAUUUGUGAGGUCUGGUGUCGUCCCUCUUUUGAUUGAGGUGUUGCAGGGCGGGUUUAAUGAAGCCCAAGAUCAUGCUGCUGGUGCUCUAUUUAGCUUGGCCAUAGAGGAAGAUAACAGGAUGGCUAUUGGGGCUUUAGGUGCUUUGCCGGCAUUGUUAAAUGCUUUGAGAUCUGAUAGCGAGCGAGCUAGGCAUGAUUCUGCUCUCGCUCUGUAUAAUUUGACUCUGGUUAAUAGUAAUAAGAUGAAGUUAGUGAAGCUGAAUUCCGUGCCGCGGCUGCUGGAAAUGGUGAAAGCAGGAAAUUUGGUGAGCCGGGUAUUGCUUAUCCUCUGCAAUUUGGCUGCUUGUGUCGAGGGAAGGUCAGCUAUGCUCGAUGGUAAUGCGGUUAGAGUUUUGGUUGGGCUUUUGAGAGGGAACGAGGCAAAGUCCGAGUUGGAUAAGGAAAACUGUGUGGGCGCGCUUUAUGCAUUGAGUCAUGGGAAUUUUAGGUUUAGAGGGUUGAUGAAAGAAGCGAGGGGAGAGGAUGUAUUGAGGGAGAUCGAGAAGAGAGGGAGCGAGAGGGCGAGAGAUAAGGCUAAGAGGUUGUUGGAGAUGGUGAGAGAGAGGGAUAAUGGGGAGGAAGAGAAUAUGGCCUGGGAGGCGCUCCUGGAGUCUGCUCAACUUAGUGGAACUAGCUGCAGAGUUGGUGGGAGGAACGUCUAUAGUGCAAAUUCAUCAGAUUUCUGAUUUUUGAUCCUAUGAUCUAUGUUAUCUCUGAAUUUCAUGAUGUGGAUACGGUAAUGACUGGUGUUAAUGAAGGCCUGAGGGAGGAAAUUCGGCGGCGAUUGAGAAAAUGAUGUUGAAAAGGUAUGGUGGUGAUGAGCAGGCGAAUCUACAGCAUAAACGAUCCCAGACUUUUACUCCUCAUCGUGUGCAUAAUAUUUUGGAUCAUGGCAAUCUUAACUGGCAUCCCUUUGCGCAAUUGGUGGCUCGGGCUAUGGACAGAGAGAAACCAGUGCCAAGCUUCUUUGGUUGGGGGAAAAACUAUCGGUUUUGAUGAUUGUUCGUAUUAGAAUUGGAGGCAAGAAAAGUCACAAUAUCGGGAUCCUGGCAAAGAACAAUGCAGUGCAUUUUCCUUUGUAAUUUAACACACAGACGGCAUAAUUAUCAAAAGGGGUCAAAUGUAUAAUGAUAUUCUGCACAUUUGUCUUGUCCAUGUGUAUUCUGCUUACGUUGUUGUUUAUGGUGUUGUAUCUGUGUAGUUGUACAUAGAAAGGAAGAGUGAUUUUGAAGA